UAUGAGAGACACGGCACAAGAGGGGUGAGGACAGAGGGUCUAUUUUAGUGAGCCACUCACAUGGGCGCUAGAAUCUAUAUAUCUACCCUCUUUCUGCCCUUCUCGACUCAGAAAACGUCGCUUGAGGGUAUUUGUCACCUAUUCUAUAAGUUUCAGAUUGAUCUAACAAGGGGACACAUCGAACUGCAACAAUGUCUGAAUCAUCGAAACCGAAGCCAAAAAUCUCUGCGUCCCGCAGACUGUUCCUGAAGACCAAACUGCUAAAGAAGGCCAUGACUAUGCUGGACAACGACAAGCAAGCCAAAAAAAUUGAACGAGAGAACACCCUCGCUGAGAGAGUCCCGGAGCUCCAGCUGUCCAGCCUGUCUCUGCAGGAUCUGCAGAAUAUUUGCAAAGAGCUGCAUCGGAAAAUCGAUGUCGCUGAUGAAGAGCGCUACGACAUUAAUGCUAAAGUGACGAAGAACAAUCUGGAGAUACAGGAGCUGUCUCAGAAGAUCUUUGAGUUGAAGGGCAAGAUGAAGAGACCUGCUCUGAAGAGGGUGAGGGUGUCUGCCGACGCCAUGUUGGGAGCUCUGCUGGGCUCAAAGGUCAAAGAGUCCGUGGACUUCAAGGCCAACCUGAAGACUGUGAAGAAGGAGGAGGAAAAGAAAGAGGAAGUGACCGACUGGCGUAAGAACGUGGACGCCAUGUCUGGCAUGGAGGGCAGGAAGAAGCUGUUUAAUGCUGGACAGUAGAUUGUGUGUGUUGGAAAAACAUUUGCUGCUCCAACAACAGGCAGAACAAGUGAAACUUUUGCUUACUCCAUAAUGAGAGUCGGUUUUUCGGAGUGAGUUUUUGGCACAGUUCAUGUUUCAAGUGUAUUGACAAAAGUAAAAGAGUCUAACUGUUCGAUAAUUCGUUCAAUGCAUAUAGUUUUUUACAUAACAUAUUAUAAAAACAUAUGUAUAUAUUAGAGCAAUAUAAGUUUUAACUUAUAUUAAUACCAUAUUAACCAUAUUCAUUUACGAACACAACUCCGCUUUGGCUGUUCAGGUCCCCUGUAGUAAUGUUACUUGCUUGCUUUUUGGCCUUUGAUUGACAUAAACAAGAAUUCAGAGUAAAUGCUGAUUUGUCUUCAAGUAUAAAUCGUAUGCCCAUAUUAUCCACAAUAGUGUCCUAUGAAUUAUGGACUUAGAUGACAACUUAGAAGCACAUUUCUGUACCUAUGUUUCUGACAAGAAUGUGGGGGGAUGCACAUUCCAGGAGUAACUUGUGUUGGGGUUCAACAGAUGUGCAUCCUUCAAAAGUUCAUUCAGACGUUAUGAUGAGAAGACGCAGUGUUGUAAAUUGUGGAUCCAAUAAUAAAAUAAUCAUUGAUCAGU
Gasterosteus aculeatus aculeatus (three-spined stickleback) is the source of this 1361-nucleotide messenger RNA. RefSeq names its product troponin I, fast skeletal muscle. NCBI's taxonomy places the organism in Eukaryota, Metazoa, Chordata, Actinopteri, Perciformes, Gasterosteidae. The record is from RefSeq and is a predicted model, not a curated record. Gene Ontology annotation, biological process: skeletal muscle contraction; cardiac muscle contraction. Gene Ontology annotation, cellular component: troponin complex.